AUGGCCCUCUCAACACCCUGCAACAUCGUCGCCAACCCAUCUUUCGAGUCAGGCAAUCUAUUCCCCUGGUUCCCGUCUGCCCUCAACGUGGCCAAGAUAAGCAAUGCAACUGAAGCAUAUGACGGGGAUUACUACCUUGACUUGCAAACCGCCAUUGGAAACCGAGGCAACACCAUCUCUCAACCCUUGAGAAACCUCGACCCCGGCGUCGAUUACACCUUCAGCAUGCAGGUGCAAGCGGCGGCCCCCAGCGCGAAUUACUGCUCUUUCUAUGUGUACAUGGGCAAGAACUCGACUACGGGUUUCGUGGCUACUGAUACACUGCUUAACUCUGGCGAGUGGACGUCCAUCUCCGGCCAUUACCGGCCGAGGCUGGCGCAGGAGUAUCUGAAUAUCGUGGCUAGCUGUACCUUUGAGGGAUCUUCUUAUCUGGGGAGGGUGUUUAUUGAUGAUGUUGUGCUUGCUCCAACGAACUGUGAGGAUGAUGUGUAG
Molecule: messenger RNA, 492 nt
Organism: Aspergillus viridinutans
Lineage: Eukaryota; Fungi; Ascomycota; Eurotiomycetes; Eurotiales; Aspergillaceae
Product: carbohydrate binding domain-containing protein
Exons: 2
Coding region: 1-492 (163 amino acids)
Molecular function (GO): hydrolase activity, acting on glycosyl bonds
Source: RefSeq, a predicted model, not a curated record